AUGGCUAUUGAUGUCCAGCAACGUCGAGCUCGGAACAUUGGAUUUGGAGCUAUUCUUUUUCUUAUUGUUAUCUGGACAGUAAAGCUCUCUAAUCCAAAUCGUAAUGUCAUUGAAAUCUAUUCGAAUCACACAAAUUUCUUCAACUCAUCGCGUACAACAUUUUCCCUUCCGAAUCUGUUCCUUGGAGAGAAGUCAAAUGCGACAGUCGAAACCAAGCCUGCAACGGAUGAGUUUGGGGAUUAUUUCAAUGGAACAAUUUUCAAUAAAGUGGCAGUGAUAAUUGAGGACAGCUAUCGUCCUGAAGUGAUACCGCUGGUACUUCACUUUGGCAGCGUUCUCGGCCCAGCUUGGCCAAUUCUAAUAUAUACUUCGAUCGAAGAAGUUGGCCGGUUUUCCACAUCUGCGGCACUCUCUCGAUAUCUUACACAAGGCCUCAUUCAAAUACGUAAUCUGCCACAAUCAGUUCUCUUUACCGAUCUCAAAGCCAGAAAUAAAUUCAUGACAGAUGCAUGGCUGUGGGAGAAUAUUGCACCGGCAGAGCAUAUUCUACUCUUCAAUAGCGAUAGUAUGUUGUGUUCCAAUGCAGCAACAAGUGUCGAUGACUUUUUCGCUUAUGACUUGAUCGGAACACCGGUUAAAGAUAAGGGGCACAGAGGAGGCUUGAGUUUGCGGAAAAGGAGUAGUAUGUUAAGGGUUUUGGAUAUUUGGGAUUUUGCUGAGGAGGUCAAGAAGCAGGAGGACGAGAAGAAGAAGAAAGAGGAGAUGCGUAAGAAAAAAGAGCAAGAACAGAAGAAGAAAGAGGAAGAACAGAGGCAAAAGGAGGAGAAAGAGAAGAAGAAGAAAUUGGAGGACGAAAAGAAGAAGCUGGAAAAUGAAAGAAAGAAGACGAAGGGAAAAGGCCAAAAUCGUGAUAAGAAGGUGGAAGGGGGCAAGCAAGAUGGCAAGAAGGAGAAUGGGAAGAAAAAUGGGAAGAGGGAACAGAAGGAGGAGGAGGAGCCAGAGGAAGAAAUGGCAGAAGAUCAAUGGUUUCAAGAAAAGUACGUCCAGGUCUUUUAUUUCAUUGAGACACACUGACGAUAUGAUUCAGGUUACGCAAGUUACAAGACGACGAGGAGAACCUUGGUCUUGAUCAAGAAGACGAUGGUGCAAUUAAUUUACCUGCCGAAGAAGUUACCCGUACAUUCAGUGUUGAAUCCAUCGAUUAUCCACACCCAUUAGGAUUACAUCGCGUGCACAAGUGGAAGGAAGAUCAGAUGGAUAAAUUACUUGAUUGGUGUCCCGAAUACAGAUUGUGUUCUGUACCGCAUCAUGGAAGAGAGUUUCCUACAUUUGAAAAUGGAGGAGUGGGAUGGUAA
Sclerotinia trifoliorum is the source of this 1355-nucleotide messenger RNA. The record is from the annotation of a GenBank genome assembly. NCBI's taxonomy places the organism in Eukaryota, Fungi, Ascomycota, Leotiomycetes, Helotiales, Sclerotiniaceae.